Anopheles gambiae (African malaria mosquito) is the source of this 2347-nucleotide messenger RNA. RefSeq lists its product as uncharacterized. The record is from RefSeq and is a predicted model, not a curated record. NCBI's taxonomy places the organism in Eukaryota, Metazoa, Arthropoda, Insecta, Diptera, Culicidae. The coding region runs from base 344 to 1306 and encodes 320 amino acids. The transcript is spliced from 3 exons.
GGUUCUGAUACUUGCUAUUUUAUAUCAUGCAGAUAGCUGAAAACCUAAGACAACAACCGAAAAAGUCGAAAUUUUUUCACGGUUGAACUGUUUCACGAAACUUUCAUCUUCAUUAACGGUCUUUUCAAGUUGUGUUGCAUUGUCGUUGUUAUUUAUCGAAGAUUUUGACAAAUACAGAAAGAAUCAAAGAAGAAACGAAGAAAAGACUUUUUCUUCGUUCAUUUCUUCAUGUGUAAUGGCGUAUGCUUUGACAGAUCUUGGCGUGCUACGGUGGGUGAUUGUUGUACAGUGCGUGGUUGAUGUGAAGUAAAAAAUAAGUAUAAACUAAAAUUAAUUAACCAAAAUGGCUGAUGAAAAUUACGCACGCAAUAUGAAAAAGAGUGGUUUGUUGUACAGACGAAAAAGGAAGUUGGAAGAUUUAAGAAAAGAAGAAGAGUGUGGUGCUGCUGCGGAAUUCGACUAUACCGAUACGACUGAUGGUAUGGUGCAACCAAACAGUGACAUUACAGCUAAACUUCUUGGUGAAGCAUCUUUUCAAGGGGAUGGCGAACAAUUUCCGCUGAUCUUUAGUCCAAACGAGGAAGAAGCCGAGAGUGGUAAAGAAGAAGCCGAGUGUGGUGAAGGUGAAGCUGAGAGUGUCGAAGGAGAAGCUGAGAGUGACGAAGAAGAAGAUGAGAUAGACGAAGGAGCUAUUGAUUUUGAUACAAUGUCAGUCUCUGAUUGUUUGCAUUAUUUUGCAUUGUAUACCAAUCAAAAGCACUCGGCGAUAAAUAUGUUGCUUAAGAUUUUGAGGACGAAGACUAAUUUUGCUCUCCCAAAAGAUGCCAGAACGCUUCUAAACACCAAUAGAAAGCGUCCAAAAAUAAAAGAUCUGGGAAAUGGUUCAUUCUGGAACCGUGGCAUUAGGAAAAGUCUAAUUCAAAGUUUACGAUUUGCAACAGUACCAGAAACACUAUCUUUAAACAUUUUCAUCGACGGGCUUCCGUUGCACAAAAGCAGUAAAAUACAAUUUUGGCCGAUCAUGAUCAACAUAAAGGAAAUGCCUCAGAUUGCCCCAAUCACAGCAGCUAUUUUUUGUGGGCGUACCAAACCAAAAGAUGUGAGAAGGUUUAUGAAACCACUGGUACAUGAGCUGAAUAUGUUAAUGGACGUUGGUAUGGUGCUGAAUAAUCGUCGAGUCACAAUUAAAGUACGGGCAAUAAUAGCGGAUUCUCCUGCCAGAGCUUUUUUAAAAGGUAAAUACAAAGUAAGCAUGUAUUUAAAAAAAUUGAAAGAUACUAAUCCUUUUCAUCAAAUGUACUUUUGACCGAUUUUUUUUUGUAUCAUUCGUACGCUUUGACUUUCUGGACUCGAAUGAUCUUUAUUACCUAAACAAGUAACACUUCCUCUUACAUUCUAUCACUUAGAAUUGGUCCCUAAAUAACGCUUUUACACAAACACUAUUUCUUAUCAUAAAUUUGGUUGUCAAAAGUGCGGAUUACUGGGCGUGAACCUUACUUUACCCGAUUGGUACAUCUGUAGUAGAACUAUCAUCGGAUUAAACCAAUCAGGCCAACAAGAGUGAGAGGAGGAUCGAGCGUCUUGUAAUACCAUGUAAAGAUCUCAUGUUAUUGUAAAAAAAACUAGUAAUGGGUAAAGACAAAAAUCGGCAUCGUUUCUAAAUGAAUCCGCCAAGCGGCUUCGUAAGGAAGGUGCACUAUUCCAAGGCUAGAACCUUUUACCAUCCGGAGCCGCCAGUCGACAUCCGGAAUUUUACGAAUCGUCGGAGUCAAUAGCCAGUUCCAGCUGCCGGCUAAUGGAUACGGAUUGCUCUGUUGGCAACCACUUAGGAAAUGACUGAAUGUGGUUGUCGAAGUCUUUUUUCAUGCAACUUGAAUGGUUGUGACAGGAAACGCAUCUUUAGUGCGCGCUCUGACGCAGACGAAAAACUGCUAGACGUCUUAUAUGUUUUCCUCCUCAAAUUCCAACGCGCUAUGUUUUUUCGUCUUCUCAUAUGUUUUGUUUAGAUUUGGAAAUUUAUAAAAUGAUUUCCCAGUGUGUUUUAUACUUUUAUUCAUACAGAAACUUGCCCCACACUUCCUUCGCAAUUUGUGUAAGCCUUGCACGCUUAGUGUUGUGAUAUCGCCACCCUUCUAUCGAAUACAGUACACUUUCGUCUUUCUGAAUAUAUGGAAUAUGCCUUUCUCUAUUUCCUCUUGUUGCCCAUGCGGUAGCCUACAGUAUAAUAAUCCACUUUGCCGCUCGGAUCUCUCUCUGGCCCGACCUGCUACACUCACACAUCACCCGAAGACCAUUGCCUGUCUUCGGUGAGUGCCCUUAGCCGUUAGGCAGGUUCGGCCAUAACACU